UGAUUCAUUAUAUUAUGAUUUGCUAAGGUCAACAUUAUCUCAGGGUCAUAUGACAUUAAAAUCUAAAUACAUGAUUAGAGCAUGCUUCUUUCAACUGAUAACCAUAUAAGUUAUUGCUUAAAAUUCAUAAUGAUUCUUCUCUGUACAGAAUAUUCAGUUGGCUUUUAUUAAUGAACAAUACAAUAUUCUUAAGUACAGAAAUUUGAGGAAGUAAAAUCAUGAACUAUUUUGUGGGCGUUGAUGUAGGAACCGGAAGUGCAAGAGCUGCAUUAGUUUCUUUAAAUGGAAAAAUUAUAAAAGUUGCAGUAUGCCCUCUUGAGAUUUUUAAUCCUGUGAAAGAUUUUUAUGAACAAUCUUCUGAUAAUAUUUGGAGUGCUGUCUGUAAAGUAGUAAAGACAGUUACAGAAGGCACUUCAAUCAAUAAUAUUAAAGGUAUUGGAUUUGAUGCUACUUGUUCUUUAGUAGCCAUAGACAAAAAUGGAUUACCAGUCAGUGUUAGUCCAUCAGGAAAAGAUAAACAAAAUGUUAUACUUUGGAUGGAUCAUAGAGCUCAAAAAGAAGCAGAUUUUAUUAAUUGUCUUAGGCAUGAUAUACUUUGUUACGUAGGUGGGAAAGUUUCUUUAGAAAUGCAAACUCCUAAAAUGCUUUGGCUUAAAAACAAUUUACCAGUGUCUUGGAAUCGCGCGGCAUUACUUUUUGAUCUUCCAGAUUUUCUUACUUGGAAAGCAACUGGUUCUGAAUCGAGAUCUUUGUGUUCUUUGGUUUGUAAGUGGAAUUAUUAUGCUGAACCAGGUGUAAAUGGUUGGAAGGAAGACUUUUUUAAUCAAAUUGGUUUACAAGAUCUUAAAGAAAAUAAUUGGAGUAAAUUAGGUAAUAAGGUAAAAGCACCUGGAGAACCGGUUGGUCAAGGAUUAUCUGCAAAAGCAGCAUUAGAAUUAGGACUUUUAAAGGGAACAGCAGUAGGUACUUCCCUUAUUGACGCACAUGCUGGUGGACUUGGUAUGAUAGGUUGUACAGUUCCUGGCAUAUCUAAUAAAUUAUCUAGCCGAUUGGCACUUAUAUGCGGUACAUCAACAUGUCACAUGGCUGUAAAUGAAGAUAAAAUAUUUAUUAAUGGUAUUUGGGGACCUUAUUAUAGUGCUAUGAUUCCUGGCUUAUGGCUUCACGAAGGUGGUCAAAGUGCAACUGGAAAAUUACUUGACCAUGUGAUUGACACACAUCCUGCUACUCCUAAGAUCCUGAAAUCUUUAGAAAAUAAUAUGCACAUUCAACAAUAUUUAUCUGGAUUAUUGCAAACUAUGGCAAAUAAAAAGAAUAUAAAAAAUGUAUCCUAUUUAACAAAAUAUGUUCAUGUUUGGCCCGAUUUCCAUGGAAAUCGUUCUCCUCUUGCUGAUCCAACGCUCAAAGGAAUGGUUUCAGGUCUCUCCUUAUCAGUGGAUGAGGAAAACUUAGCAAUAUUAUAUCUAGCUACGAUACAAGCAUUGACGUAUGGUACGAAAUAUAUUUUGGAAACUUUGAUAGCCGCUGGUUAUGAAAUCGAAAGUAUAUUAAUUUGCGGUGGUCUUAGUCAGAAUCCAUUGUUUGUUCAAAUUCAAGCCGAUGUUUUGGCCUUACCUGUACUUUGUCCUAUAGAAAAGGAAUCAGUUUUAAUAGGUGCAGCUAUUCUCGGAUCAUAUGCCGCAAGGGAAUUUGUUUCUAUGAACGCUGCUAUAAAGUCAAUGGGAGGUGAAGCACAAGUUAUACAACCACAAACUGAAUGUUACAAAUAUCAUUUACGAAAAUACGAGGUUUUUAAAAGAAUGGUUCAAGAUCAGAGAGAUUAUGAUAAAUUUAUGAAUGAAGAAAUAAAUGCCUGAUCUGAAUAUUAUCUAUUAAUUAGCAUUUAAUAAUGCAUAACGUCAUUGCUAUUACAAUGAAACUUAUGUAAGUAAUUAUAAUAUAUCGUGUAAAAACAAAAAAAAAAAAGAAAGAUAUUUUAUAUUACCUUUAUAUGUAUUAUGUGCAAAUCUUUGUAGAUCUUUUGUACUUAUAUGUAAAAUAAAAAAAAAUAUAUAUGUGUAUAUAUAUAUAUAUAUAUAUAUAUAUAUAUAGAAUACAAUAUAUAGUUAUAUUUAUUUUUAUCACAAAUUACAUUUUGUAAUAUAAAGAAUGUGUGCUUAUCAUGUGCUUAACAAUUUUUAAUACAUUUCUAUGUACUUAACUUACUAAUUUAUAUAGUAAAAAAAAAAAAAAACAUAAUCAUAACAGUAUUGCUACAAAUUUCAUCUUUGAAAAAAAUAUCAAAAGUCCCUUAAUGAGAACAUUUUAUUUUAAAAAUAUCGAGUAGUAAGAAUAGGCGUCUCUAAUAUCAUUAUACAAGUCUAAAAAACAAUAGUAACGUACUUUGGUAGAAUUCAGUGGAAUCUUCAUGCGUUACGUUUUCAGAAAUCAAAUGAUUAUUACUUGUUUAAUAUAUAAAUUGAGGAGGAAUAUUUUUGGUGAAAAUUUAAAUCUUUAUUAAAAUAUAAAAAGUGGAAAUAAAUAUAGAAUAUGAAAAAUCAAUAGGAAUAUAUGGAAGCAAUAAUUUCUUUUCUUUUUUUUUUUUUUUUUUUUUUUUUCUAUCACAACAAUAGUUCUUCAUAUAAGUUAUUCCAUUCAUAACUUAAUCCAAGAACAUAUGAUUUCUCAUGGUUUUUUUUCAUGAUUAAGAAAAACUUAUCCUGCUACCACGCAUGUACAAUUAUAUUUGUUAUAAUACUGGUAAAAUGCUUUGGAUAUGAUGCUAUUUAUGUUCACAAAAAAAGUAUUAUCUCAGAUUCAAUGUUUUUUUUUUUUUUUUCAAUUACAAGAAAAAUUACCAAUAAUAAUUUUUAUCAUUUCCUUUAUAUCAAAAUAUUUCAUAUGUCGAUUGAAAUGAUACUUUGAUACAUUUAAAUUCAAAAUCUUUUAAGAUAUUCCCUUUUUAUCAAUACACAUGAACAUUAAUAAAGAAAAGAAAAAAAAAAAAAAAAAAAA
This is a messenger RNA of Vespa crabro (European hornet), 2994 nucleotides long. Its product is annotated as FGGY carbohydrate kinase domain-containing protein. The record is from RefSeq and is a predicted model, not a curated record. The coding region runs from base 219 to 1856 and encodes 545 amino acids. Gene Ontology annotation, molecular function: kinase activity; phosphotransferase activity, alcohol group as acceptor. The transcript has 10 exons. Gene Ontology annotation, biological process: carbohydrate metabolic process. Lineage: Eukaryota; Metazoa; Arthropoda; Insecta; Hymenoptera; Vespidae.